UUCGUUAUCCAGUCAAGUCUUGGAAUGAAGUGGUCGACUUUAGUUGCCUGCUUGAUUGUGUGCCUCUUGGAUCUUAAGGGUACCAAUGGGAUUUCCGUGGUUCCUUGUUCCCAAGCAGGCUCAGAUCUACAAGGCAGCUUCCUAAACGUGAAUCAGUCUCCAGUCUGCUCCUCGCAAUUAGUUCCACUGUUAACAAAUCUGUGUUCGACGUCAACACUCAACGCUCUACCCUCUUCAGCGCUCUUAUCAAUCGUCAACACGCUGACAGCAACACCCGAGCUCUUCAAAACAUUGCCACAUCCUACGCUCAUAGCCCUGUUGAGUGCUGUCUCGUCGUCGCCGACGGUGCUGAGUGAACUGUCACCAAUUUCUGUUCUUGUCUUGCUCGCCGCUGUCUCUUCCGCCAGCCCCACGUCAAUUUCCUGUGUACCACGAGACGUGCUGUUUCCGUUGUUGAGGACGUUGUCAUCUUCCGGUCUACUGCCGCCGAUUGGUUCUGUGAAAUCGGACACAGUUUUCACUCAACUACCGCCCUUGCCAGCACCGGCGCCACAAGUCAUAGUUCCCGGCCCGGCCCUUGGACCCAUGUACAUAAAUCUACCAAAAAAAUCGCCCAGACCCCCGCCCAUCAUCGUACCGACUGGACCCCCACCAUCCAUCGUCGUGUCCAUCCCACAACCGUACCCAGCACCGCCACCUUUAAUCAUGCCUUAUGGUACCCCUGGACCAAUAGUGAUUAAUGAAGGACUUAACACUGAUCCUCCAUCCACUCCAACCGAAGUAUUACCCGCCCCCGAAUCGCAAAAAAUAUUUUUUACCACACAUCCGUCAAAAGCAUGUCUCAACUCGAUCAACAGAAGACUAACCCCACAAGACUAUUAUCAAUCACAAUUUGAAAUUCCAAAAGUGUAUGCAUUGCCACCCGGUGUUUUGCCUAACCAAUAUUUCCAGAUGGCUAGAAAAGGCGCAUAA
This is a messenger RNA of Metopolophium dirhodum (rose-grain aphid), 972 nucleotides long. RefSeq lists its product as uncharacterized. The record is from RefSeq and is a predicted model, not a curated record. The transcript is spliced from 2 exons. Lineage: Eukaryota; Metazoa; Arthropoda; Insecta; Hemiptera; Aphididae. Bases 25 to 972 code for a protein of 315 amino acids.